AUGCCGCGGAAACUCAAGUUUCAUGAGCAGAAGCUCCUCAAGAAGCACGACUUCAUCAAUUACAAACAAGACAACAACCACCGAGAUCAUGAUGUUGCAAGACGGUAUAUGAUUCAGAAGCCAGAGGAUUAUCACAAGUACAACAGGAUGUGUGGUUCUCUCCGGCAAUUAGCACAUCGUCUGAGUCUUCUCCCGCCAGACAACGAGGUCAGGAGGAAACAUGAGACAUUGCUCCUGGACAAGCUCUACGACAUGGGCAUCCUUUCGUCCAAGUCAAAGCUCUCGCAGGUCGAGCACAACGUCACGGUGUCUGCCUUUGCGCGGCGGCGUUUGCCCGUGGUUAUGACACGUUUGCGCAUGGCAGAGACCGUCCAGGCGGCCACGAAGCUCAUAGAGCAAGGGCACGUCCGAGUCGGUGUCGAAGAAGUCCGGGACACCGCUUUCCUUGUGACGCGGAACAUGGAGGACUUCGUCACCUGGACCGUCGGCAGCAAGAUCAAGCAGAACAUCAUGAAGUACCGCGACAAGGUGGACGACUUUGAGCUUCUCUGA
Messenger RNA from Chaetomium globosum CBS 148.51, 552 nucleotides. RefSeq lists its product as uncharacterized. Gene Ontology annotation, cellular component: small-subunit processome; small ribosomal subunit; Mpp10 complex. Gene Ontology annotation, molecular function: rRNA binding; structural constituent of ribosome; snoRNA binding. The record is from RefSeq and is a predicted model, not a curated record. Gene Ontology annotation, biological process: rRNA processing. Lineage: Eukaryota; Fungi; Ascomycota; Sordariomycetes; Sordariales; Chaetomiaceae. The transcript has 8 exons. The coding region runs from base 1 to 552 and encodes 183 amino acids.